This is a messenger RNA of Nymphalis io (European peacock), 2555 nucleotides long. RefSeq lists its product as uncharacterized. Gene Ontology annotation, biological process: stabilization of membrane potential; potassium ion transmembrane transport. Gene Ontology annotation, cellular component: membrane. Gene Ontology annotation, molecular function: potassium ion leak channel activity. Bases 302 to 2302 code for a protein of 666 amino acids. NCBI's taxonomy places the organism in Eukaryota, Metazoa, Arthropoda, Insecta, Lepidoptera, Nymphalidae. The transcript has 15 exons. The record is from RefSeq and is a predicted model, not a curated record.
GCGCGCCGCCCGCCUCAUUACCGACAUUAUAAUAUACGUGUUUACACAAUAUCGUCUAAAUAUUUGAACGCAACGCAUUACCUUCCUGUGAAGAAUGGUCGUCGAGUUGUCUGUGUAAUAUUUUAUCCGGUGAUUUAUUGAGACAAUCUUUACUGGAUUUUGGAAUUUUUGUUGAUUAGGAAUUCUCUGAAGGACAUAAGAUAAUUGUUUUUGGAAUUUUAAUAUGAGUGUGGAGUUAAGUGAAAUGUAGUUACAAGUGAUAAGUGGGUAUGUGACAGUGAUAUAGUGUAUAGAAGUGAAGAUGUCUCGUCGGGAGACGCGUGUGGAGCGCGCCGACUACCCCCCGCCGCCGCCGAGCAAGUGUGCUAAGGUGCUUUACUACACGUGGAAACUAUGCUCAGUGGUGUUUUCUCACUUCGUGAUGAUCAGCCUCGUGGUGGCGUAUUGUAUCCUGGGAGCUGUCACCUUCGAGAGACUCGAAGCGCAACACGAAAGAGAGGUGAAGAUGAACAUAUCGCAGAUUCGCGGCAACACGACGCAGAACAUUUGGUUUAUGACCAACCGAGUGUCGUAUCUGAAUCAGACGAACUGGACCGCCGAGGUCGUUGACAUGCUUAAGGAUUUUGAAAACGCAAUUCUAUUGGAGAUGAAGGUUCGCGGCUGGGAUGGCAAUGAGAGCACCGACCACAUCCAGUGGACCUUCACGGGGGCUCUGUUCUACUCCAUCAUUGUCAUCACUACCAUAGGCUAUGGACACAUUGCACCUAAGACUCAGACUGGUAAGGUGGUGACCAUCUUCUACGCUAUCCUGGGCAUCCCCCUGAUGCUGCUAUGUCUUUCUAAUAUUGGAGACGUCAUGGCAUCUUCAUUCAGAUUUUUGUAUUGGCGAGUCUGUUGCUACGUAUGUACGCGCCCUCCUAAACCAAGUCACCGGCACUAUAUGAGGCGAUCGAAUCGAACUGGGAGCACGCGGGGAUCAACUCGGCGUCGCAAACCACUCGAACGAUCUCAAUCGGACACUGAUUGCAGAUACCGUGACAGCGGGUAUAACAGUACACGGCCGCGACGGGCGCGCCCCCCCGCAGCGCCACCCAUUUUUGUGCCGGCUUCGCGUACUCGCUCGCAGCCUCCCGCCCACUCGAAGCCGUUCGGGCCGAGAGAUUAUGAAGACGAUCGUUCCCCCGUCAGGUAUGAAAAAUAUGGAAGAGAUCCUUACGAGGAAGAGGAGGAAGAGUUUCCUAAAAUAUCAUUACCGUUACAAGAUUUACAAGCAGCUCUUAAAGACUUAGAAGAUUUUCAAACGAAGGUUACAUCGAAACCAGAGAUAAGAAGCAAAUCGCUCCCCAGGCAGUCGAGACCGAAGUCUGAAUUUGGGCCUCGACGGGAUUAUGACGAGCAGAGGCACUUUGAUUUUGAUGAAGGUCAAGAAAUAUACGAGAUGCAUGAUCUUCAUGAUGUCGAUUACGAAAACUAUAAAGAAAGAAAAGCCUUGGAGGAAAGAGAAAGAAGAAGAAGGGAUAGAGAUGACUUUCCAAGAGAUCGCGGAUAUGAUCCAGAAGAUGAAGAUUUUGAGUUUGACAUCCCUAGAAGAAGACCAACUUCUGAUAGAAGGGUUAACCGUGGCAGAUCAGAAUACUAUGAACGUGAUAUAGAAGAGUAUCCCGGGGAGAAAAAGCGAGGAAGAAGAGCCCGCAGUGCCAUUUAUGAUUACGAGCGGCGCUGGGAUGAGGGAGAUGACGAGCGCUGGGAUGUGGAAAGAGGACGUAAGAGGUUACGGCGCUUACAAACUGUCGACGAUACCGUGAAAGCCCCUUAUAGAUAUACACCCUCACCCGAAAGAGAGGAAUGGAGUGAUGAAGCGCCGCCACUGCGUCGAGGUCGUCCUGCAGCUUGGGGCUCGCGACAAUCAGAUAUAUAUGCUGUCCAGCUGGUUGGACCCGCUAAGGAGGAGAUAAAACCAGUACCCAUAUGGUUGUGCGUUUUCUUGGUGGCAUCGUACAUCGUGGCGGGCACGUUUCUAUUCAAGCGGUGGGAGGGCUGGGCUUACCUGGACGCCGCAUACUUUUGCUUCAUCACGCUCACAACCAUUGGCUUCGGUGAUUUUGUUCCUGCCCAGGGUCAAAGUGGAGAAGCUGCGGACGCUGUACAUUCAAUAGCCCUGUGCUCUCUAUACCUCUUGUUCGGCAUAGCGCUACUGGCGAUGUCCUUCAACCUCGUGCAGGAAGAAGUCAGAGCCAAUGUCGCUGCCGUAGCGACUCGUCUCGGCAUCAUCAAGCCCAGAGACAACACCGAAGAUUAUUGAAAUAUGAAAACUUGACAAUAUAUUUAAUACAAGGAGACUUGUAUCAAAUAUAUUGUUUAUGAAUACAUAAACAUAUUAGUUCAUGAACAAGACAUAUAUGCACCCGUCACAUAGACGUACAUAAGCGCGAAAAAUAAACAUACAAACGUGCAGCCUAUAGAACCAUAAAGUUGCUGUUAUUUAAUUUACAUCACACAACUAGGAAGUGACUGGCUUUCAAAUCACGUGUUAUCCUAGUUUAGGGACCUUGGAU